ACGUUGAAGGUGAAGGUACGGUGGCACCGCGAACUGCACAGAAAUGGUUCAAGCGUUUCAAAAAUCAAUAAAUUUUCAUAAUAGCCACAAAACCAGAUCAAAAACACAAAAAAAAAUAUAUAAAAAAAUCAUUAUUUUAACACGCCGCACGAACUUUUUCCUCAACCUAAUAUUACAAUUACAGUUCAGUUUUUAAUGUUCAAAAGUUGUAAAUUCAAAUGAAAAAUAAAAGCUUAUGCCCGUAGAAGUGACGUUAGUGACACUGAAAAUGAAAGAAUGGCGUUGCUAGUAGUUUAUUUGGAGAAAAAAAUCAGUUUUACACAACCGGCUGUUUAAAAGAGUACAAUAGACUUCUUUUCCGAUGUUACAACAAAUGUGUUUGUUACACUGACAUCUUGAUCAAUUCGAUUAGUUAAAACGAGUAUAGCUAGCCGACGGCUGCAUAGCAUGAAUAAUUCUCCAAUGAGGAUUUGUCAUUCUCUUUUAUGUAUAUCACAUAUCAUAUUUCUCUCUCUCUCUCUCUUCGAUUGUCUGCUUUUAGCCGCAUAACAAAUAAUUGUCACUAAGACCAAACAACCAAAUACUUCAUUUAUUUAAUUUGUUCAGUGAUUUACUUCAAUGUCUAAGUGUCCAUUUUAUAAACUCUCAAAAAAUCCAUAAUCUUCAUCUUCUAAAUUCAGUUUCAUGUAGUGUAGGACAGUAUUUGCGAAAACUGAUAAAGUGGUAUUCAAAUAAGUUUUUAUUUAUUUUUUUCUGCAAACUUUAGAUAUACAUUCUAUUGGAUGUCUUUCAGACUCGUUUUAAUCGGUGGGGGACUUCUUGUGGGAGGUUAUGCUACAUACAAACUUAUUGCCACUCCAUCUACCGGUAGGCAUCUUUUUUUGUAAUUUUUUUCUCCUUACUAUUUCAGAUGUAACAGUUUGUUGUUAUGUCUACUAUUCGGACUCGAUUUAGUCAUCCACUUGUUCUUGCGGCUGGGGUCGUUGGCCUCGGUGGAAGUGGAGCAAUAUAUAUCAUACAUUUUAUAGCUCGAAGAAAAGCCAGAGGUGCGCUAAUUUAUUCUUACCUACGUUUCCCUCACAAAAACUGUGCAAAAACGAUUAAAUUUUACAUUGAUGUCUUUUGUUUUCUUCCUUUAGCUGUUUUUACUGAAAAACCAUUUUAUAAUGAAGCAGUACAUUUAAUGAAAGGCUAUAAGCCUAUUGUUGAACAAUUAGUAGAACCAUUACAACCAUUGAAAAUUGAUACAUCUAACAAAUUCAAUACACUAAGUUUACUUGGUGCACAGCUUCAAAUUCCUGUUCGUGGAGCUCAACGAUCUGGUAUAUUAUUUUGUUAUGCGACACGUGAUUCAUUAGAUGAAGAUUGGCAUGUUGAUAGACUAGAAUUUAAAUCAAAUAGUCAACCAAAUCGAUAUUUAUUCUACGAUCGAAGUUUACGUCGAGUACCAUUGCCAUCGGAUAUAGAAUUGGCAGAAUAUACCAAAAAACUGGCGGCCGGUCAAUCAUUAGAUGUUAAGAAAUUAUCAGAACCAUCUAAGGCACCUGUUGUGCCACUACAAGCUGCUACCAAAUGA
Molecule: messenger RNA, 1576 nt
Organism: Didymodactylos carnosus
Lineage: Eukaryota; Metazoa; Rotifera; Eurotatoria; Philodinida; Philodinidae
Source: the annotation of a GenBank genome assembly